Molecule: messenger RNA, 1356 nt
Organism: Cimex lectularius (bed bug)
Lineage: Eukaryota; Metazoa; Arthropoda; Insecta; Hemiptera; Cimicidae
Product: peroxiredoxin 1-like
Exons: 7
Coding region: 251-1282 (343 amino acids)
Biological process (GO): response to oxidative stress; cell redox homeostasis; cellular response to stress
Cellular component (GO): endoplasmic reticulum; cytosol
Molecular function (GO): thioredoxin peroxidase activity
Source: RefSeq, a predicted model, not a curated record
GGAUUCCCUCUUCCGUUGAACACUGGAACCGUUUUGUUUUUCUUUAAUUUCUUAUUUAGUUUUUAACUAGCCGGUCGUGUAAAUAAGGAGAAGAAAGAAUCCACUCGCUUUUUUUUUUAAGUGAGUAUCUCAAAAAUAUCUCUUCAAAAAAGGCAAAAUAUUAUUUUUUUGACCCAUUUGUCGACUGAAUGGAUGAUUUUGUUCUGUUUGGACGUCGGGUCUAACAUACUCGAGGUUUUAAAAUGAAAGUAUGAACAGUCUGAGGAGUGUUGAAAAUAGGAGGUUGCGACUAAAAAGAAGGAUCCAAAGGUACCGACCUGCCUGGCAGAAUUUACCCGAAUUCGAAGACUGGCUUAAGCCUCAUCCGAAUCGAUUCAAGGCGUUUUGCAAAUUCUGCAGCGUUACGAUCACUGCAGAUGUAAAUGUUAUAAGGAAGCAUAGUGUCAGCGUGAGGCACUCCUCGAUCCAAGAGCAAUAUAGAAAAGUGAAAAAAAAUAUUUCCAAGGCGAAACAAGUAGAAAUUGACUCUGAAGACCAGCUAGAUUCAGACUUCUUGUCAGACGAGGAGGAAGACGAAUUGUUGGAAGAGAGGGAUAUGAUUGUGACUGGAAAUUCAGACGCUCACAAUUUUAACAACAGGACAAAAGAAAACAUGUGUAAUUCAAAUUCAACCGAGGAAAAUAUUAACAGGCCUCCUUGUGUUACCCAAUCUGCACCGCAUUUCAGAGGUGUGGCUGUAAUAAACGGCCAAGUGACGAGCAUAGACCUGUCGGAUUUCCGUGACCGGAGCUAUGUCAUUCUUUUCUUCUAUCCACAAGAUUUCAACAAAAUUUGUGCGAGCGAGAUACUAGCUAUAAAUGAAAGGAUGGCAGAGUUAAAAGAAAUGAAUGUAGAGGUAAUCGGCUGUUCGACUGACUCCCAUUUGGCCCAUCUUAUGUGGUUAAAUAUGACCUUGAACAGCGGUGGCAUUCCGAACAGUAUUGUUCCACUUUUAGCCGAUCCUUCGCACACCAUAUGCAAAAAGUAUGGUGUUUAUUUACCCCAAGCCGGACAUUCACUCAGAGCUCAGUUUAUAAUAGAUCACAAAGGUAUACUAAGACACAUGAGCAUUAAUGAUGCACUUGUGGGUCGAGGGACUGAUGAGCUUAUUAGGAUAGUUAAGGCUUUGCAGGUAGUCGAUGAGACUGAAGAACCUUUACAGGCAAAUUGGAAACCCCCGCAAAAAGAGAUCUUGGUGAAACCUGAAGAGUACAUAGUGGCCACCCAUGUACCCAUAUGCUAAAAAUUUCACCGAUUUUUUUUUCUUUUUUAUAUAUUAUUUAUGCACAUGUUUUUUUUUUUUUUAAACAAAUUAUG